This is a messenger RNA of Amyelois transitella, 922 nucleotides long. Its product is annotated as protein rolling stone-like. Gene Ontology annotation, cellular component: membrane. The coding region runs from base 60 to 860 and encodes 266 amino acids. The transcript has 4 exons. NCBI's taxonomy places the organism in Eukaryota, Metazoa, Arthropoda, Insecta, Lepidoptera, Pyralidae. The record is from RefSeq and is a predicted model, not a curated record.
AUUGAUAACAUUUCCCAGCCGCAGUAUUUAGUGUUAACCGAGUGGAGUGUGUCGACAAAAUGGGAGCCGCCAAAAAAUACCUUAACAACCAGUUUAUGGCGCGAAAGUUCUUCCUAGAAAACGAAGAGGCGUCAGAAUUCUACCUUUGCUCAUUACAGAGCAAUCGCUCCUCGGUACCACUUCUUCUUAUAAGAAUCGUGAUAUUCCUAGGAUGUCUAGGAAUAGUUCUGGCGUCCGGGAUUCUCACCGGUCAGGCCAUAGACGCUAAAUACUGGCCCAUUUAUCUUACGCAUUGGGGGAUCUUAUUGAAUACAGUGUGUGCCUUUUUAGCAUGCUGCGUGUCUAUUGCAGCAUAUGCUCAGGGAGGUAUAGACGCGACAUUCGGCCUGCCGUGGUACGUGAAGGCGUACUGGUUCAGCUUCAACGCAGCAGUUCCGAUCGCGUUCUUCAUUACAGCGUUCUACUACGCCUUCUUAUCUUCUAUGGGGGAGGAGUUCGCAAUUAACCAAGUUCUGGACUUGUUUAUCCACGGGAUAAACUCCGUCCUGAUGAUGUGUCUGUUGCUCACAGCUCAACACCCCUCCCUUAUUUUGCACUUCUACCAACCUAUUAGCGUUACUCUGGUCUACUUGGUCUUCGGCAUCAUCUACUAUUUCGCUGGAGGGACUAACCCGAACGGAGACCCAUGGAUCUACCCAAACAUUGACUGGAGGGAUCCCGGCCCCGCUACUGGCAUGGUGUUCGCGUCAGCAGCAAUGAUAAUCAUCAUCCACCUCCUUGUCGUCCUCAUAUCCCUGGCUAGAGACUGGUUCUCAAAGCGGUACAUAAGGGACUCCAGAACAAUGUCUUUUAACUCAUAGGAAAAACAAUAUUGUGAUCAUAUGCUCUCUAAGAUAAGUUAUUGAUUAAACGUAAAAUAUGC